Messenger RNA from Diaporthe amygdali, 1755 nucleotides. RefSeq lists its product as uncharacterized. The transcript has a single exon. Lineage: Eukaryota; Fungi; Ascomycota; Sordariomycetes; Diaporthales; Diaporthaceae. Gene Ontology annotation, cellular component: spliceosomal complex. Bases 1 to 1755 code for a protein of 584 amino acids. The record is from RefSeq and is a predicted model, not a curated record.
AUGACACUGACAGGAUCGCUUUUACCUACAGAUCAAGUUUACAAGUCAGCCAAACUCUCCACAAAUCCUGGCCGCAAUGCCCACGUAGAAGACGAUGCCGACGACGACACCGAAGCAGGCCCCUCCCUGCCACCACCAGACGGCGAAGAUGACGACGGCGACUAUGGCCCGGCCAUGCCUCCCGACGAGGGAGAAGAAGAUGGCGACGAUGAAGAAGGCCGCUUCUUUGGCGGCGGCGUGACGGCGCAAGAGUCGAGGGCGCUAGACUACAUCAACGAGACAGGCGACGACCUGCCCGAGGAGAGGAUCGACGCGUCCUGGCUCAAGAAGACGGCGCUCAAGUUCGAGCAGCGCAUCAACAAGAACGCGACGCAGCGCGCAAAGUACGAGGACGACCCCGCCAAGUUCAUCCAGAGCGAGGCGGACCUCGACGCCGACAUCAAGGCACUGAGCAUCCUGGGCGAGCACCCGGAGCUGUACCCGGACCUCGCCAGGCUGGGAACCGUGGGGAGCCUGGUGGGGCUGCUGGCGCACGAGAACAUGGACAUCGCCAUCGGCGCCAUCGAGAUCAUCGGCGAACUGACGGACGAGGACGUCGCCGCCGAGGAGGAGCAGUGGGACGCCCUCGUCGACUCGCUGCUAGAGGCGGACCUCGUGGGACUGCUGGUGAGCAAUCUGAAGCGGCUCAACGAGGACUCGGACGACGAGGCGGACCGCAACGGCAUAUACCACGCACUCAAUGUGGUGGAGAACCUGUGCUCCAAGGUGGCUACGGCGGAGAAGAUCGCCAAGGACGACGGCCUGCUGAAGUGGCUGCUGGCGAGGAUACAAAAGAAGGAGAGACCCAUCACACAGAAUAAGCAGUACGCGGCAGAGAUAUUAGCAAUUCUGGUGCAGACUUCACCAGUAAACCGGAGGAAGCUGGCGGACAAGGACGCAGUAGAUGUCACACUGCAGCUGUUGGCCGCAUACCGAAAGCUGGACCCGGAAAAGGGCCAAGAGGAGGAGUACAUGGAGAAUUUGUUCGAGGCCCUGACGUGCAUCGUCAAUGAGCCGGCGGGCAAGACAAAGUUUAUUGAGGCCGAGGGAAUCGAGCUGUGUCUGAUCAUGCUCAAGGAGGGAAAGAAGAGCAAGCCCGCCGCACUGAGAGUGCUCGACCACGCGGCAGGUGGGUCAUCUGGGACGGAAGUGUGUCAAAAGCUGGUCGAGGCCGGCGGGCUCAAGAAUAUGUUCACGACGUUCAUGAAGAAGAGCCGCGACAACAACCAAGCGACGGUAGAACACCUCGUAGGCAUCUUCUCGUGGAUGCUCCGGCUCCUUCCCGCCAACUCUCCAGAGCGGAUACGGCUGCUCGUCAAGUUCGUCGAGAAGGACUUCGAGAAGACAGAGAAGCUCAUCAAGCUGCGGAGGGACGUCUCCGCGCGUCUGCGCCUGGUCGACGAGACGAUGCGCAAGGAGCAGCAGCAGCGCGAUCCCGCCGAUGAGGAGGACACAGACCCAGAGGAGGAGCGCUUCUUCCGGCGGCUAGAUGCGGGCCUGUUCCUGCUGCAGAGUAUCGACCUCGUGCUGGCGUGGCUCAUCGCGGAGGACGAUGGGGCCAGGGAGAAAAUUAAGGCGCUGCUUGCGGACCGGGACGAGACGUUUGAGGUCGUCAAGACCUCGCUGCAGGAGCGGCAGGACGCCAUCGACGACAAGGCGUCGCAAGACGGCAAGGACACCUCAGAGAUGUUGGCGACGUUGAUGGAGUUUUUAUAA